Passer montanus (Eurasian tree sparrow) is the source of this 479-nucleotide messenger RNA. RefSeq names its product cytochrome c oxidase assembly factor 4 homolog, mitochondrial. NCBI's taxonomy places the organism in Eukaryota, Metazoa, Chordata, Aves, Passeriformes, Passeridae. The record is from RefSeq and is a predicted model, not a curated record. The coding region runs from base 137 to 397 and encodes 86 amino acids. Gene Ontology annotation, biological process: mitochondrial respiratory chain complex IV assembly. The transcript is spliced from 2 exons. Gene Ontology annotation, cellular component: mitochondrial intermembrane space.
UAACUGCACACACUUCCGCCUCCUUACUUCCCGUCGGCCCCCACGCGAGCGGAAAGGGGAGGAAACCCACCAAUCAACGAGCGCCGCCGCGGGCGUGGGGAGCUGCCGCCUUAAAGGGACCGCGCAGCGCUGCGGCAUGGCGCGGGCCGGGCACGGCGGGAGCCGGGCGGCGGCGGCGGCGCGGGGCGAGGCGGAGGAGGAGGAGGGCGAGGACCCGCUGGACGCCCGGAUCGCGCGGAGCGGCUGCCUGCAGCAGCACCGGGAGCUGCAGGAGUGCAUGGCGGAGCGGCAGGACUGGCGGCGCUGCCAGGAACCGCUGCGCGCCUUCGGGGCCUGCAUGGCCCGGCGGCAGCGGCGGCAGCGCGGGCCCGGCCCCGAGCUGGAGCCCCCGGACUGACACCGGCCCCCGGCAGCCUUCCUUCCAUCCCAGCGCCUGGAAAGCCGGGGAACUGCUGGGAAAUUAAAUCUGGAGUCUGGCA